AUGGUUACCGGAGUGGCGACGAUUACCGGAUCGGCGGUGGUGGUUAUAAAGCAAUUGGUGGUUGUGGUUUUGGAAGAAACCGCGAUCAUGGAUAUAGAGAGGCACUAUGCUGGUGGCCAUGGUGAUGAUAUGGUGGUGAAAGAUGAAGUGAUAUAUGUGGGAUGGUCCAAACCGCCUAGUGGUUGGAUUAAGUGUGAUGUUGCAGCAUCGUGGACAAAUGGUAUAAGUAAUAGUGGAGGUGCUUGGGUUGCAAGAGAUUCUGCAGGUGUUGUGAAUUUUCAUAGCAGACGGUCCUUCUUCAGGGUGUUUUCCGAAACCUCAUCUGAGGUUCUAAGAGACUCCUUCUUACAUCCAUCGACGCAUCAGUCCAUCUGUCUUCUGGUCUCAGAGAUUUUCCAUCGUCUUAAAGGCUUCAGGGAAUGGAGAUUGGAACAUGUGGGACAGGACAGAAACAGAGUAGCUUCCUUGAUUGCUAUUACUAGAGAUCACCGUUAUCAGUCCUAUGUAGCCACCGGAGGUCCUUCUUGGCUGCAGGGUCUCUUGGAUCAGGAAGCUUUUAACUCCAAUCACUAA
Molecule: messenger RNA, 573 nt
Organism: Brassica napus (rape)
Lineage: Eukaryota; Viridiplantae; Streptophyta; Magnoliopsida; Brassicales; Brassicaceae
Exons: 3
Coding region: 1-573 (190 amino acids)
Source: RefSeq, a predicted model, not a curated record